This is a messenger RNA of Anopheles moucheti, 7476 nucleotides long. It is a transcript of the gene Sulf1, whose product is annotated as extracellular sulfatase SULF-1 homolog. NCBI's taxonomy places the organism in Eukaryota, Metazoa, Arthropoda, Insecta, Diptera, Culicidae. The record is from RefSeq and is a predicted model, not a curated record. Gene Ontology annotation, molecular function: N-acetylglucosamine-6-sulfatase activity; glycosaminoglycan binding. The transcript has 11 exons. Bases 1208 to 5863 code for a protein of 1551 amino acids.
UGUUCUGCAGCAGUGGCCUAGCCAUCCGUGUGCUGGGUGUGGAAACUCGCCAAGGGCUGGCUGGGUGGUGCCAGGUUUUGUGUUUGAUCGUCCUGUUGAGUGAGAAAACGUGUACCGGUGUGCGUUAGUGUGGUGCUAGCGUGCGUGUAGGGCAGGUGUAAACAAAAAGUGGCUACCUAAACAAAUGUUCGAUCAACAGCAAGCAGAAUCGUAGCGGCAACGGUGGAAACCACUUUGGGAUAAACCGGUGCUGGAGAGAUCGAGAGUGAGACAAUAAUAGAACGUGCACUAUUUUCCAAGGAAGUGAGAUUGUUGCCGGAUCGUCACCGUGCCGUCUGGGUGUGUACCGAUGGGAAGUGAAAAACGAACGAACCAUCCCGGAUCCAGGGCUGCCCGGCAGCCGUAGGUCACACUCAUUAGAGAUCGAUCCAGUCUGCAGCAGCCAGCAGCGAGUGGUGGUUUAGCCAACCACAAACACAGGAGAAAAAGGAAAAGUCCCAAAAGAGUACGCGAUCAUUGACCCCUGGGAAAAUCGAGCGACAACAACGGUGUGAAGGACGCUACACAUGCUUUUCGGUUUGGCGUUGGUGACGCGAUCAUCCUGCGGGCCGGAUCGCGAUGAAAGGAAGAUGAUACACUGGCAAAUAGCGGUGAACUGAAACCCUUGCUUCCCACCGUAUCGUGUGUGUGUGGCAAAGGCAGCCCAGUGAAGGUUCGCUCCAAUCGUCCGCUGCGUACUGUGCCAUAAAUCAGUUCUACAGUGCUGUUGGUUUACGAACGUAAUUAGCUGUAAAAUGUGCAAAACGACGUGAAGCGAACCAGCAAACGGGGCGCGAUCGUGCAGCAGUUCGUCAAGUCCCAGCGUGACGAUCGUAGGAAAUGAGCGGUGAAAGUGUGAUAGCAUCUGCACGACAGCUGCACAACAGUGUCUGUUGAGGUGCUAGGCAAACUGACAGCAAAAAGGCCAUGAUAGUGGUAGGGAAAGAGAUAAUCUUACAGUGGUAUACAUGCCAGGAAGCGAUCGGUGAAAUCCACCCCAUGCUGUUGGUGCACGACGUGUCCUAAGAUUUUGUUGAUCGUGAAUUACUCCAAAGUAUUGAACUGUGAUAAUUGUGCGUGUGGGUGCUGCAUUGGAUAGUCGAACCAAUCAGUUUACUGUCAAGUACUUCCGCGUGUCGUGAAAGUUUCUAUCCUUCAUUUAGCAAGGAUGCAGCUGUAUUGUAAAUCAUUAAUUUUAAACAUGAACCGUGGCGCGAGAAUUGGCCACCUCAGCAUGGCGCUAGGGAUCUGUUCGUUGGUGCUUGUAUUGUUGGCAACAUUUGCGGUAGAAGUCACGGCUAGUCACGAGGAGAUCGAAACGGACGCUACCGGCAGUGUGGCACACCGUGACGUACAGUCGGACUGGCCAAACUAUCAGUACCCGGAGCACGUGGAUCAGCAGCAGCAGCGUCGCAAUGGUCACCGGGCCGGGCACCAUAAUGGUCGCCGACGCCAUCACCAGUACCGGGCGACAAAGAAUCGGCGCGUCCGUACACCGCAGGAUGGGCGCGGGCGGGUAAAGAAGAGCGGAGCGGGCAGUGUGACGGGCAAUCUGCUGGCUCAGGACACCGUCGGGCAGCUACCGUUGGCCGAUCUUAGACAGACGCGCGAACGCAAACCCAACAUUAUCCUGAUCCUGACCGACGACCAGGACGUGGAGCUCGGCUCGCUGAACUUUAUGCCACGCACGCUGCGGCUGUUGCGCGAUGGUGGGGCUGAAUUUCGGCAUGCUUACACCACCACACCGAUGUGCUGCCCGGCACGGUCGUCCAUACUGACCGGUAUGUACGUGCACAACCACAUGGUGUUCACGAACAACGACAACUGUUCCAGCACCACCUGGCAGACUACGCACGAGACACAUUCGUUCGCGACCUUCCUCUCGAACGCUGGCUAUCGCACCGGGUACUUUGGGAAGUAUCUGAACAAGUACAACGGUUCCUACAUACCACCCGGGUGGCGCGAAUGGGGCGGAUUGAUAAUGAACUCGAAGUACUACAACUACAGCAUCAACAUGAACGGGCAGAAGAUAAAGCAUGGGUUCGAUUACGCGAAGGAUUACUAUCCGGAUCUGAUAGCGAAUGAUUCGAUCGCAUUUCUCCGGCAAUCGAAGCACCAGAACCAUCGGAAACCGGUGCUGCUGACGAUGAGCUUCCCGGCCCCGCACGGUCCGGAAGAUUCCGCACCCCAGUACAGUCAUCUGUUUUUCAACGUAACUACGCAUCACACACCGGCAUACGACCACGCACCCAACCCGGACAAGCAGUGGAUCCUGCGUGUAACGCAGCAAAUGGAACCAAUCCAUCGGAAGUUCACCGAUCUGCUGAUGACCAAGCGGCUGCAAACGCUGCAAAGUGUCGACGUUGCGGUGGAGCGUGUCUAUCAAGAGCUGAAGGCGCUCGGAGAGCUGGACAAUACCUACAUUAUCUACACGUCCGACCACGGCUACCAUCUCGGCCAGUUCGGACUGAUCAAGGGCAAAAGCUUUCCGUUCGAGUUUGAUGUGCGCGUACCGUUUCUUAUGCGCGGUCCAGGAAUCGAACCAGCGACGGUUGUCGAUGAGAUCGUGCUGAACGUCGAUUUGGCUCCUACGUUUCUGGAUAUUGGAGGUGUUGCGGCACCAUCCAACAUGGACGGCCGCAGUAUCCUUCCGCUCGUGCUGAAUCGACACCGUGCGGUGUUGGACAACUGGCCCGACACGUUUUUGAUCGAGAGCUCUGGUCGGCGGGAAACUCCGGAACAGAUCCAGGAACAGAAGCAACGUGCAGCAGCCGCACGGUACAGUGCGCGCACGAAUACGGUUCACGCCAACGGUACACACCCGAAGCUCGCCCCGGAAGUGUUGGUUGAGAGUCGCCACGCGUUCGGAGAAGGAUCGAGCAGUGCCUCAAGUGUGCUGCCGAGUGGAGGUAGUGAACGAAAAGAGCUAGAUUUUAGUUCGCACGAGCACGACGAUGAUGAGGAUGAGCAUGAUAUGGACGCAGAUGAUGAAGAUGAUCAUCUUGGAGUGGUUGAAAGUGAAACUGAAGCCAUUGAGCUGAAGCACAACGAACAUCCAGAGGAUUAUGUGAUCGACCAUCAGGAGGCUCAUGCAUUUGAUCAAGCACCACCUCAGCAUGACAAUCAUCAUCUGGACAAUCAUUUAACGCCCUACCGUACGAAGAUGGAUCGGCUAAACACGGAAUGUUCCAAUCCGGCACUCCAGCAAAACUGUGUACCCGGGCAGAAGUGGCAAUGCACGAGUGAAGAUGGGCGCUGGCGUAAGCACAAAUGUAAAUUCCACGGCCAGUUGCAGCAACAUUUGGCGGAGAUACACAAGAAAACUAACAGCCACACGGAUGGGCGUAAUUGUGCCUGCUUUACGCAGGAUAACUUUUUCUACACUAAGAUCAAAACGAAGCGUGAUCAUACGAAAUGGCAACCGAUGGGUACGGUACAGCCUACGGCGACGCAUCAGCCUAGGCGGCGGCGCACACGCCAGAAGCGAUCAGUAGCUCCCGAAGAAGGUGAUGAGGUGUUGCUGAUGGAUGCCGAGGGACCAACCAUGAAAUCGUUGAUACAGGUUGCAGCACGUCUCGAUACCCUAGAACGAUCUCUGUACGACGGUGAUCUUGAAGCUCAUGAACAGGAAGCUGGAGUGAGAACGAAACGUGACACAUCAUCACCCCACCCAUUAGCCGACGUGCUUCAGAGAUUGCAGCAAACGGUUUUGGAAAUUGAGCAAGAGUACGAGCAGACGGUUAAAACGGUGGAAGAUGAGCGCCAGAACGACACUACGAGCGAAGGCGUAGAAGCGUUUGGUGGUAUUGCAAAGCGAUGCUCUGUAAUUGCGGCCGAUAAAAUCAACUGUUCGAAUGUGAUGUAUGAGGAUGAGAUGAGUUGGCGACGAAGUCGUAUGAAGGUGGAUCAGCUGAUUCGCUUACUGAAGGAUAAGAUUAAUGCGCUGAAGGACAUCAAACGGAUGCUUCGUGAGCACAGACCAGCCGGCUAUCGGGGAGAAGAUUCGGAACCAGAGAACAUCGAAGACGAAGAUGAUGAGCCAGUCGAUAGUGCGGUGGAGGACGAACAUUCGACGAUUAGUACAACUUCAAGUACCACCGCUGCACCCGUUGCCACAGAGUCUUCGGAAGCAGUCGUCACUUCGGUUGGGAAUGGUUUACCCCGACGAAUACCCAACGGUGGAGUAGUACGUCGACCGACUGGAAAGUAUCACAAUGGGUACGGACAUCGUCGCAAGGUAUCGAAACCUACUCCUCCCCCGGUGAAAGAAGGAUCAGAAGAUGCAGAAGGGUCGUUGUUUGAUAUGAGUCUUUUCCAAACGGAUGUUCAACCGUCUCCAUCUGGUGCUUCCACUUACAAUCGUAGUGGUCAAAGCGGUGGCAGACAUCGAGGCACUGGUGGGCAACAACGUGGUCACCGAGGACGUCAUCGGGGAGAGUUUGGUGUCCCGUCUUCGGUGCCAACAUCUGCUGUGAGUUCCACCGAAUCUAUCACACUGAGCACUGAUAGACGAACUGCCUCAUCAACAGAAGUUAAUGAAGUGUCCGACAUCGUGCGAGAGAAUUCGUGGCCAACGACUGAAUCGAGUCGUGAAACAAUUAGCUCAAGUACUGUCGAAAUUGCCCAAAAUCAAUCGUACACCAGUGACGAACAGAACUCGCCAAAUGCCAUCGAUGCCACGGUGAUGUUAUCAAGUACGACGACGGAACAGGCUUCCGCUAGCUUCGAUGCGAAUACGGUAGAUAUCCGCAAUACUAUCGAUCGUCAAAAGACGAAAGGAAAGUCCAACAAUAAUGUGAUAAAUAAUACCCAAGACACGCACCAUACUGGUAAUUCGGUGCAACAGAACAUAAUUCCAACGUCUACAGUGGACGCUACUAACCCGCUUACUGAGUGCAUCUGUGCGGAAGAACCAGAAAGUCCAAUCGCAACGAUUGAUGAGAAGGAACUAGCCCGUGAAACUCGCCGACGGCUGAAAGAGGAACGCCAGCGGAAAAAGGAACGCAAACGCAUCAAGAAAGCCAAGAUGGAGAAGGAAUGUCUGUCCGAACGAAUGAACUGCUUCAGCCAUGACAGCAAUCACUGGCGUACAGAGCCCAUGUGGGACGACAAACCGUUCUGCUUCUGUAUGAACGCGAACAACAAUACGUACAGUUGUCUGCGCACGAUUAACCAGACGCACAACUUCCUGUACUGCGAGUUCACCACAGGACUCGUGACUUACUACAACUUAAGGAUAGAUCCUUUCGAGACGCAAAACCGGGAAUCAUCCCUCACGGCAGAGGAGAAGGCUGUUCUGCAUGAUACGCUGGAGGAGAUGAAGCGUUGCCGUGGUAAAUCUUGCACCCUACCGAGAUAUCCCCAUAACGCGCUUCCGGAGAGCAACAAUCUACCCACGGGUGUUGGUGGUUCUGUUGGAGGUGGAGUUGGGAUUGGAGGUCGUCAAACAGGCGGAAUGGCUUACGGAACCGGAGCGGGUGCUAAUAGACGAAGAUAUCAAAACCAUCGAGAUCAUAAUCCACAUGGAGCUGGUGCAUCGGGUAAUGUCGGAACAGCUGCACACUAUCCUGGAGAGUACGAAGGUGGUGUAAAUCAUGCUGGUGCAGGCAUUGCACCCGGACCGACUUCAAAGAAAAAGAACAAAAACUGGAAAAGAAAACAUCACCAACAACAGCAUAACCGGCGACAAUUUGUAGACCCCGCAGGAUCGCUGGCAGAGAGUGACUUCAUACCGGAACUCCUACUACCGAACGGUGCCGGAAGUGCAACCAAGCGUAACCGCACCAGCCGUCGACCCGUCUGGCGAUCAAUCUACAAGGAGUAAAUGUUGCUCUGGCAGUGUAAUAAAUGUGUGCAAUGUUUAACCGAUAUUAACGGGCGCUGGUUAGGAGAGAGAGAGAGAAGAAAAAAGAAACAAGUCACCAGUCCAUAAGCGUGUUUCCAUCGAAUGUUAUUAAAGCAGAUAUGGUCGUGAUAUAGUCAGCGAUCGCCAUUCCUUCAGCGAAACCAUGCGUUGAGUAAUCCUCCCCCCGGAAGGCAGGGCGAGCAUUUGUUUUCUGUUUAGUAUUUUAAUUUAGUGUUGGGUAUGUUUUUCUAAUCAGUGUUUAUAGUUGCCUUUCUGUUUAGUUAGCUAGCCCAUUAGCGGACGUUUUAGUGUGAUCCUCGUUUUUAGCCAUUUAACGAAGCGUAGAAUGCUGCUGUAUUAUAGCACGUUGAGAAAGCAUCGUUUGUUUGAUUGGACCCCGUGGCGGUACGGUUGCUUGUGCGCCCUCGGUCCUCACUGCCAUUCCAGUACAAUAUGCAACAAGGAAAGUGCCCGAAACCCGUAAAUUGUGUCGCUAAACGAAGCACCAUCAUACGAGACAGAUUGCCCAGCAUAUAUUCCAGGGAAAUUGCAAGAGCGGUUAGUGUGGUGCUUAGUUUACAGCGCAAUUCCGUUCCGUUCUGGCCGAUGACAUAUUCACAGAUAGUGUACAUUCUACAAGGAGGCUUUCGUAAAGUGUUUAUUGCCAAAAAAAGUAAAAAAAACACACAACAUUUCUAAACCACUGCUACAUUUUAACACACGUGCUGAACGUUUGACAGUAGUCAGGAUCCUUUCUUUUGGGAACAGGAAUGAAAAUCAUCCGACCUCAACACGGCCCAAACCAACCAUACGCUUUAGCCCAGUCUUUGUCGUUUUCGUUAGCUGUAAGUAGUUGCUAGUAAUUUAUCAUAUAUUGCAUAUGAGUUACAUUGAUUACAUUUUGCUAAUCAAACAAGCUGCACCCGGAGGUUAUAGAAAUUAUACGACAAACAAUUGAAUUAUCGAGUGCCUGUGGAGGGUUUUCCAAACUGAACGCACACAGACAUGCUAUACGCCAUUGAGAGGUAUAAAGGAAGGGAUCAUAUGGAAUUGAUGCAAGACGCAGCGUUUUAGUUUAUUCAGGGGUUUAGUUAUAUGCGAGAAGGGUUCUAUGCUUCGAAGCAAAAAUGGCACCUCAUAAUCCCUGGUCACGCAACACAAACGCCACAUAACAUGAGUAUUUAUUGCUUUAGAGAAUGUACUAAACUUAGAUGCCGCGAAUAGAAGCUUUACAGUGAAAUGGUACCGUUUUCAAGCAAAGCGAUGAACAGCGAAUAUUGGUAAUACUAAGCUAUUAAUUUAAUCACAUGACAAAAUGUGUAGGAGGCGAAUCCUUUAGAGUGUACUGCAGGCGCAGUAACAAACAGUAAUAUUAAACAGCAAUUGUACAGCAUUUUAGAAACGGUAUCAUGCUUAUCUGGCACACAUCCAAAACAUUCACGCUGGUGUGGCGUUCGUAGAAAGCUGAAAGGAAAACCACGACACGACUAGGCGCCGUCGCACAGCGGACAAACAAAUAAUCUCAACAGAUAUGAUAGUAGUGUUGUAUACAGACUUAUUGAACAAAGAAACCCCACUCGACAGUAUGUAGU